AUGCUCAAAGGUAACGGUGUCCUGGGUGAGGAUGAGGUUGCUCAGUUGUGUGUGCGUGUGAGAGUGUGUGCUCAUGAGGAGCAAGCGGAUUUGACUCUAACUUCAUGCGAGACGGAUCUGUUGCGCCAAGGCGGAGGGAGCCACGAGGCAGUCGGAUUGAGUUCAUUUGCCUAUGGUCGAGCUGGAGAGAAUGCAGCUCAGCUACCGAAAGGCCACACGAUCGGAAAGGAAAGACAGAGAGAAACAGAGGGAGCGGGAUUGACACAUCAGGCACAGAGUGAGACAGAUUGA
This is a messenger RNA of Ustilago hordei, 291 nucleotides long. RefSeq lists its product as uncharacterized. The transcript is spliced from 2 exons. Bases 1 to 291 code for a protein of 96 amino acids. The record is from RefSeq and is a predicted model, not a curated record. NCBI's taxonomy places the organism in Eukaryota, Fungi, Basidiomycota, Ustilaginomycetes, Ustilaginales, Ustilaginaceae.